AUGCGCGCCUCCGGCAAUGGUGGCGCGGUUGAGCCGGCGGCUGGCGGGGACGCGUCCUACACAGCCAAGGCACAGCACGCCCUCUCCCUCUUCGCAAACCUGCAGGCAAACAUGCGCACCUCGGCUUCGCUACAGUCGUCCGAGCCUGCCGCGCACGCCACCUCGGAAACCCGAGCAUCGUCGGCGACGGCGCAUCACACUACCGCUUCAUCUAGCCACAAACAUGCGCGAGACACCCAUGGUCGACUGACCUCGUCCACGCCCGCGGCAACUCCGAAUGCUGGUGCGGCGCGCUUCAGCAGUCUGCACAGCCUCCAACGCGUCGACAACAGCGACAGAGCCGACGACGCUGCCGCGCUGCCGACGUACACGGAUGCCGAGCUCGAGUCUCUCUCGCCACUCCAGCUGCGCCAACAACUGCGCGUUGCCGCAGCCGUUACCCAGCGUCUUCACCAACGAUCGCGACGACUAGAGAGCGAAGUGGAAACGUGGACGCACAAGUAUGCGGAGCUCGAAGCCAAGGCGGCGGGAAUGCGAGACGCUGGUGGGAAAGAGGGGAGCACCAACGAGCGCCAGGCGCCUUCGGCCUCACGACUAAACGGUGCCCAUUCCUGUCGACCUACAGCGGUCUCAUCGGCUUCGAAAGCUGCGGCACCUGCGACUGCCUCGGCCGAGGGCGCUGCGCCUCACGCGCGUCAGCUAGAGACUGAAGUAAGGCGACUGGAGGCGCACAAGAGGGAGCUGACAAGGAGACUGUACGCAGCCGAGCAAACCAUCCAGAAGCUGAGGGAGGAGCUCCGCAUUGCGGCGGCCGCUUCUCCUGCGACUACCCGCCCCGCCUCGUCGCCACCCGCUGCGGUCAACGCCACCACCUGCGAAAGCGCCCGUGACAAAUCCCGACCCGAGGCAUGGAAGGGCGGGGCAGCGGCAGCACCACCGGCACAGGUGCCACCGAGCCGGAGGGACGCCGAACCGAAGGGCGAGAGGGUGGACCGCCGCAGCAACGGUACCGGUGAGGGCGAUGCGGCUGGCGAGAAUUCGGUUGCUCAUUUGCGCGACACCGUACGCCAGCUGCAGCGCCGUCUUGAUCUGUCGGAGGCGCGCGCCAGGGAGGCGAUGCAGGUCCACCUGGAUGCGGUGUUGCUCCACCGUGAGUCGACUCCGUCCGCGGUGGCCCUUGUGAACGCAGAAGUGCACAAACUCUUCCAGCUGAUGCAGCAGCAGCUCUUGUCGAACGCGGUGCAGCAUCAGGCGGAGCGGGCCCGCAUGAACGAGCUGCUUUACCAGUUGCAAUGCCAGCAGCAUGCACCGUAG
Messenger RNA from Leishmania major strain Friedlin, 1314 nucleotides. RefSeq lists its product as hypothetical. NCBI's taxonomy places the organism in Eukaryota, Euglenozoa, Kinetoplastea, Trypanosomatida, Trypanosomatidae. The record is from RefSeq and is a predicted model, not a curated record. The transcript has a single exon. Bases 1 to 1314 code for a protein of 437 amino acids.